AUGGAUGGAGAGGAUACACAUACCAGCCUCUUAGAAAAGAAGGGCAGCCGGAACCAUCAUAGCUCUAAUACGGACGAGAAGGGGGAGGGUGCCCAUCAUGGAAGUAGCCUUGAUAUCCCUGUGGCGGCAGUGUCGAAGGAUGAGGGUAGGUCGGUGGUGGUGGUUGAAAGCCUGGCUUUGACGGAUACGGAGAUGGCUGACCUAAAUUACAAAGGAUCAAAUAAAUGUGUGGUCUUCAGCUCCAUUUCUCAAGGUCGUCUUCAAGCUCCUCUUUUGAAGAUCCUCUUCCAAGCUCGUCUUCAUCAGAGCAAUAGCGUCCAGGGCAUUGGAAACGUGGAAGAACACCCAUCUCUGCUACCAGCAUCUACCUCAAAUCUCCCAACCUCAGACAUCCCUCAAACUGGUACAAUGAACUUGCCAAAUUACAUGCACGGUUAUUAUGGACCACAGUGUUCAUGGACACCAACCUUUUUUCCAUAUGCAGAUGGCAACGAAUAUACAAGCAACAUUGAGCAGAAUGCUGGUUACCCAUUUCAAUAUGGGAUGAGACCGCCGACUCCCAUUGGCUCUACAAGCUCUGCAACGAGUGCAAGAGUUGGUGAAGAAACAACACAAAAUCGUAAGGAAACUGAAACUCCAAGUCCUUCCUCUAGAAUUGAUGAAGGAAGUAAAGAGGAUAUACCAAAUUGCCGGGAAACCAAUGAUGGCACGACUGGGUCACCACAGUCAGUGGAACCGGAUGGUGGUGAUAUAAUAGAGGAGCCAAAGUCGGGGAUGAAAUUCAAAUCAUUUGAAGAUUUACAAAGCUAUUAUAAGGAUUAUGCUAAGAAAUGUGGGUUUGGCGUGAUGACACAAAGGAGUGAGAGGGGAGAGGAUCAAAGUAUCAGAUAUGUCACCCUAGGAUGUGCCCGCGGAGGGAAAGCUCGAAAUAGGAGUUUAAAUGUCGCCAACCCACGUCCGACCGGAAAGACGGAGCGUAAGGCAAAGAUCAAUGCAUUAAAAGUCGAGGGGAAGAUGCGGUUAACAACAGUCCAUAAUACACAUAAUCAUGGCCUUAGUCCAAAGAAAUCCCUCUUCUUUCGAUGUAAUAGAGAAGUGAGUGAGACCAUAAAAAAAGUUCUUGACACAAACGACUUGGCUGGCAUCCGGAUAAAUAAGAGUUUUGGAUCUCUUGUCGUAGGUGCAGGUGGGUUCGAGAACCUUCCAUUUUUGGAAAAGGAUUGUCGCAAUUACAUCGACAAAGCACGGCAUCUACGACUUGGUGCUGGUGGUGCUGGAGCACUCCAAGAUUAUUUUUUGAGGAUGCAGUACAAGAAUAAUGGUUUCUUUGCAUUGAUGGACUUAGAUGAUGAUGGGAGGCUAAGGAACGUAUUUUGGGCAGAUCCACGUAGUAGGGCAGCGUACACGUAUUUUGGUGAUGUGGUCACAUUUGACACCACGUACCUCACAAACAGAUAUGGGAUGCCUUUUGCACCAUUUGUUGGUGUAAACCACCACGAACAGUCCAUUCUUUUGGGAGCAGGGUUGAUUUCAAGUGAGGAUACAGAGACCUUUACAUGGUUAUUCCAAACUUGGUUGAAAUGUAUGGAUGGUAUAGCUCCGAAAGCUAUCAUCACAGAUCAAGACAGAGCAAUGAAGAAUGCAAUUGCUCUUAGUAUCGAAGAGUUCGAGAAAUGUUGGGAGGGGUUAAUUAACACAUACAGUUUGCAAGAAAAUGCCUGGUUGCAAAGUUUAUACGCUGAGCGUGGGCAUUGGAUACCUGUAUUUUUGAAAGAGUUUUUUUGGGCUGGAAUGAGUACAACCCAGCGGAGCGAGAGUAUGAAUGCCUUUUUUGAUGGGUAUGUUCAUGCAAAAACAAACUUGAAGGAGUUUGUUGAUCAGUUUGACAACGCGCUGAGAAAGAAAAUUGAGAAUGAAACAAGCGCUGACUUUCACUCAUUUAGUGCCACAAUUCCCUGCAUUUCUAGAUCUCCCAUUGAGAAGAAAUUUCAAGAGUUGUACACGAACGCUAAAUUUAAGGAAGUUCAGCAGCAAGUUAUGGGUGUUAUUGAUAUGGAUCCAGCUCUAUAUAAAAGGGAUGGAUCCAUAAAAACCUAUCUUGUAGAGGAUGAAAUUCAUGUUGAGGAGUUCGCUAAACCGGUCACUUUUUCUGUGGAGUUUAAUGAGGAAAGCUGUGAUGCAAAGUGCUCAUGUGGGUUAUUUCAGAUGAGGGGGAUACUGUGUCGGCAUAUUCUGGCAAUAUUCAAAUCUAACCAAGUAAAAUCAGUGCCAAGUAAAUACAUUUUAGAUCGAUGGAGGAAGGAUAUUAGAAGACAAUACACAUUGAUCCGUAGCAGCUAUGAUGUAGAGGAUCAGAGACCAGAUACGAACAGAUAUUCAGGUCUAUUGAAUGUAUGUUAUAAGAUGAUAACUCUUGCAGCGGGUUCCAUUGAGCACACCACGGAUGCAUAUCAAAAGUUACAUGCAAUGAUUGAAUUAUAUCUUCAGAACCAACAACCCCCAUCUAUAACUGUGACGGGUUCAAAUGUUGCCUUACAUUCAGUUGAGACGACUACAAAUGGUAAUGAAAAACGGGUUCUAAUUCCACUUGUUGUAAGAGGGAAAGGCGGACCUCCGUCUCUGAGGAAAGCAUCGACAUUGGAGAAGCGAGUGUUGAAAGUUAAAGCGAAGAAACAGAAAGCACCUAGCAAGGGGAAAAGUAAACAGCUUUCAAGAGAAGACACACGCAGAAAUUUAUUUGGCACAUCAGAGACCCCCAUCUCCACUGACAGACAUGUUAGCCAGGAUCAGGUUGUGGCAGACAGCACAUAA
Carya illinoinensis is the source of this 2811-nucleotide messenger RNA. Its product is annotated as protein FAR1-RELATED SEQUENCE 5-like. Gene Ontology annotation, molecular function: zinc ion binding. Lineage: Eukaryota; Viridiplantae; Streptophyta; Magnoliopsida; Fagales; Juglandaceae. The transcript is spliced from 8 exons. The record is from RefSeq and is a predicted model, not a curated record. The coding region runs from base 1 to 2811 and encodes 936 amino acids.